AAAAGAGAGAGAGAGAGAGAGAGAGAAGAACAGAAAAUAUGGAAGGUUGAAUACAGCGAAGCAAUUGUUCAUGCAGACCCACCCCCCACAAUCCUACAUUAUUAUUAUAUAUUUAUAUAUUCUCACAUAUAUUUAUAUAAUAUACAUUAUAUUAUAGAUAUAUAUAUAUUAUAUUGGUCGAAAUAUAUACACACACAUAUAUAAUUGCAUAUUGGUGAGAAAAAGAGAGAGAGAGUGGUGAUACAGCAAGAAAGCUGGUCCUUUGGUCUCUGCUGGUCUUCCAUAUUUCCAUUGGCCACCACCUUUGCCCACUAUUGUCGUGGGUUCCCACUAGCAGCUUUUUUGUCUUCUCCAUUCUUUUCUUCUUCCAAUAAUUUUAAAAAUAUUCAUUAUUUCUCUGCGUUUUUCCUCUGAUAUUUCUUCUGACUCUGCGUUUAGUGUUUUUGCAUAUAAAUAUUUUGAUGGGGUGGUAAUAUUUUUUUCUCUCUCUCUCUCCCCCCUUUUUUUCCCACCCCAAACAGUAAUGAUUUUCUCGUUAGGGGAAUCGUUGUUGAGGAAUCUGAAGAUUUGUGAAAAAGAGGCGGUUGUAGAAGAAGAAGAAGCAUCCUCAUUACAAAAAACCAGUCAUUUCACAAACAAGAAGGAGAAGUCCAAAUAGAAUCUCACUAACUGCACGAGUGUCUCUCUGUUUUUUUUUUCAUGUGAUCUUUCCAGAAAAACACCCAAAAAAAUUCGGUUCUGGGUUUGUUUUUGUUUUUCUUUUUUAAAAAAAAAAACAAUUAAUCUUUUUGUUUUUGGGGGUAUUUGUUUUUGGAUUUGAUGAAUCAAGGAAGGCAAUUUCAGAUGGUGGGGGGGAUUAAUUACAUGAAUAAUCAAGGGCAAUACAAUGACACAACUUUUACCAAAAUCUUUGUGGGAGGGUUGGCCUGGGAAACUCAGAGGGAAACCAUGAGAAGGUACUUUGAACAGUUUGGUGAGAUCUUGGAGGCUGUUGUGAUCACAGAUAAAAACACUGGAAGAUCCAAGGGUUAUGGAUUUGUUACAUUUAAGGAUCCAGAGGCAGCCAUGAGGGCAUGCCAAAAUCCAUCCCCUGUGAUUGAUGGAAGGAGGGCAAACUGCAAUCUUGCAUCUCUUGGUGCACAAAAGACCCGCCCACCGACUGCUCCCCAUGGUGCAGGAAGGUUUAGAGCAGCACAUGGGUUGGUGGCUCCACCAGCUGCUUAUCAUGGAUCCUCAUCAACCUAUUUCCCUCAACCCACUGGCCAAUACACAUUUCCUUAUUCAGCUUAUGGGUACACUGGAUAUUCACAAGAUUCCAUGUAUCCCAUGAACUAUUACAGUGUCUAUGGUGGUGGUGGCCAACAAUUCUCACCUUACUACACCACCACAACUGGCGGGGCAUCAGGGCCGGCUGGAAUUUACCAUAAUGUCUACCCAUUUUAUGCUCAAUAUGCUCAGAAUAGUAGCCAGGCUCAUGCCCUUGCUGUCCAAUAUCCCCAAAUGGUACAGUACCCUUAUUUGCCUCCUCAACCCUUUGGCUCCACCUCCACAACUGGGAUCCUCUCUCUUCCUCCUUCUUCAAUGCCAAUCACCACCCCCACAACUACUCCAGGUGCAACAGCAGCAGCAACUGGGGUCACAUCAGGGGGGGCAGCUGCCCCACAACCUUCUGGGGCACACUCUGAGCAGAAUCCUUCAACUUAAUGUCCACAGGGGGAUCAAAACAAUGUCAACUUUUCAAGACUAACCAUAUUGACAGAAGGGUAACAAGACCAGAUUUUCAGCCAUCAACCUCCAAAGUAUUGCCUGCUGCUGCAGAUUAAUCACAUUAGCUGCCAUCAGAAGAGAGCAAAAGGGUUUCAUACAAAUGUCAGCAUCCGAUUGGUUCUUCAUUUGUUUCACUAACUUCAUCAUCAUCAUCAUCAGCAAACAUGUUCUUGGUUAGGACAAGUAGGGGAGUCUAGCUUAUUUUUCAAGUUAGUUGUUAGGAUUAGGGGAGGAAUUAAUUAAUUAAUUAAGACUCAUAUCAGAUGAUUAAUUAAUCAUUAAUUCAUGUAAUUGCAUGAGGUGGAAGCUAAAGAUUGGGCUUUGGAUUCCACCUCACAACACUAAUUAGCAGUUGGAUUAUGUGCCUUGGAUUGCAUAGAGCAUCCAAUGACAUAUAAACCCUUUUUUGUUUAUAUCGGAGAAGAUUAAAGCAAUCGGGUUUCAAAAGAUUUGUUUUAUAUCUUUGAAACACCAGUUUGGUCAAAGCUUCGGAUAGCUUGAUUGGCCAUUUAACUCGUAAUCUUUAAUUUUUAAUUUUUUGAAUUUGGUCAUUGUUCAAAGCUUCGGAUACUUUUUUGGAAUUGAUGGAUUAGUUGGAAGAAAUAAAAGAUUGUCUCUAUGAUUAUUUUGUA
This is a messenger RNA of Pyrus x bretschneideri (Chinese white pear), 2399 nucleotides long. RefSeq names its product RNA-binding protein 24-B. Gene Ontology annotation, molecular function: RNA binding. The record is from RefSeq and is a predicted model, not a curated record. Bases 820 to 1704 code for a protein of 294 amino acids. The transcript is spliced from 6 exons. NCBI's taxonomy places the organism in Eukaryota, Viridiplantae, Streptophyta, Magnoliopsida, Rosales, Rosaceae.